CAACUCCAUCACGUGUCGCGGCUUUUCGCAUUUCCCACCCGCUCCGGGAACGCUUUGACGUCUUGCUUUGACUGCCUGAGCUCUUGGCUCUGCAUGUCUCCAGUAGCACAUGAGGGACCAUGAUGUCGACAUUGCAUCCCCAACGGGACGACACAUGUAGUGCCACGCUCCCUGAUCAUAUCAACCUCUCUGCGAUUGAGAUCGUCAGGUCACCGUGCCGACCACUGCAAAUCUGCCUCAGGGAUUCUAUUCUGACCAUCCUCUCUCAUUGUCCUCCCAGUUCUCGUCUCCGAGAAUGCUCUAACUAUCGAGCUCGGACCGGCUGGUAGGAUACCGAUAGGCCGCGC
Messenger RNA from Mycena citricolor, 347 nucleotides. NCBI's taxonomy places the organism in Eukaryota, Fungi, Basidiomycota, Agaricomycetes, Agaricales, Mycenaceae. The record is from the annotation of a GenBank genome assembly.